ACUUCCCCAGGGCUCAAUCCAUUGUCCAACCCGCAGAAGUUAGCCUUCCUACGACAACCACCUCCCAUUACCGCGACGCCAGUAUCAGAGUCCGGUACUUUUGGUGAUCGUGCGACCAUGGCCUCACCACCGCAUAUCCCACAGCUCAACGUCCCCGGCAGUCGCAAGCGCGGCAGCAUAUCCUCACACUCCGGCGCGCCCACCAAAAAGCGCAAACCCUCCAACCUACGCAACGCCUUCUCCCCAGAUGCCGAAUCAGUCGGCGGCUCUCCGCGCCAAUACUCGCGUUCUCCGUCCGUGGAAAGUAACAUCACCACUUCAGUCGUCAACGGCAUAGGAGGGAAAAAGCGACGGAAGAAGGGCGGAGACGGAGGCAGUGUCGCAGGCUCAAGCGCAAGAGGUGGCAAAGGUGCCGACGGGCGAAGCGCAAUAGGGGGUGAAGACGAAGAUGGCGACGGCGGAGAAGAAGCAGAAGACGAUGACGACGACGAGAUGGGCGAGGAAAUGGGCAUGGAAAUUGAAGGCGGCAUGAGUGUCGAAGCACGCAGGAAGCAAGAAAAAGAAUACGAACGCAUGCUAGAAGACUUCAUGACCCCAGCCCAAAUGGACCGCUACGCAACCUACCGCCGCAUCCGCCUUAAGCGGGAAACCGUCCGCAAGCUCGUCAACCAAACCCUCUCCCAAUCCGUACCCCAACCCAUCAUCAUCGCCGUAACAUCCUACUCCAAAACCUUCAUCGGCGAACUCAUCGACCGCGCCCUCACCGUCCGUGACGAAUGGUCCGCCGUACGCACGCACCUUCCCAACCCCAACCUACCAGGCCCCAUCCUCAGUCAGAGUCUGGUUCGACCUAGUGCUCAUAUCAAGGAUGAUAGGAAUCGGCCGACCAAUUCAGAUAUCACGAGUGCGGGCUGGUAUCCUACGCAGGUUGAUCGUACAGAGAGUUUAUGGAAGGAGGUGGAGAAGGAUGCUAGUUUGCAGGACAGGCUGAAGGCGUGUGAUAAGGGACCGCUUACGCCGGCGCAUUUGAGAGAGGCAUUGAGGAGGUAUAAGAGGGAUCGGGAUGGCGGGGGUGCUGGGUUUGCGGGUAUGAGUUUGGAGGGUGUGGAGAGGACUAUGGGCAGGACGGGUGGAAGGAGGCUGUUCAAGUGAGGUCUUAUACUCGCGAUGAGGGCAACUUUGAAGCAUAGCGACGGCGUUUGGGACAUGUAUUGCUAGCAUGAGAGUACACUUGGUAGAGAUCUCAAAGUCAGUGGAACGCUGACGAUCAUGCAAUACCACACUACUACGAACAUCUAUCCGCAACAUGUGGACGAACU
Alternaria rosae is the source of this 1319-nucleotide messenger RNA. RefSeq names its product hTAFII28-like protein conserved region-domain-containing protein. Gene Ontology annotation, cellular component: nucleus; transcription factor TFIID complex. Gene Ontology annotation, molecular function: protein heterodimerization activity; transcription coactivator activity. Gene Ontology annotation, biological process: RNA polymerase II preinitiation complex assembly; transcription initiation at RNA polymerase II promoter. Bases 118 to 1152 code for a protein of 344 amino acids. Lineage: Eukaryota; Fungi; Ascomycota; Dothideomycetes; Pleosporales; Pleosporaceae. The record is from RefSeq and is a predicted model, not a curated record. The transcript is spliced from 2 exons.